Molecule: messenger RNA, 3066 nt
Organism: Strongyloides ratti
Lineage: Eukaryota; Metazoa; Nematoda; Chromadorea; Rhabditida; Strongyloididae
Product: Pleckstrin homology domain and Pleckstrin homology-like domain-containing protein
Exons: 3
Coding region: 1-3066 (1021 amino acids)
Source: RefSeq, a predicted model, not a curated record
AUGCCUGAAGAAGAAGCAACGUGUUCCUCUUUAAGGAAAAAAUCAACAGUUACUAUUACAGGAUAUUGUAAUUUUAAAUGUUUUAUGAAAAAAAUUGUAACAUAUGUUGAAUUGAGUAAUGAAGCUUUAGAGGUAUAUGAAAGUGAAAAAAUGUAUAAAAAAAAGAAAAUACCAAAGAUAAUUAUUGUAUUGUCACAUGUUUUUAAUGUUUCUGAUCAUUGGGAUCCAAAAUUGAAACGAUGUAUUAAUAUUACCACUCCUGAUGAUGUAUUUUUAUUAAAAUUCAAGGAUGAUGAGAUGGAUAGUUGGUUGAAUGAGUUAAAAGAAGCAAUUGUCGCAGCAAGAGCCUGUGAAUUUCAAAGACCAUUUUUCAUAGAACAGUUUUUUGAAGCUGUAUGGGAAGGCGUGAUAGUUGGAAAUCCAAAAGUUAAAAAAAAAAUGACAAAAUACGACAAAGUUCCAAACAUAUGUGCAAAAAGUACAGAAUUAAAUAACCGUGUAAUACGGUUAUGUUACUAUCCUCAUUCUGUUAUUGUUUGUAAUCGUGGUAUCACAAUACAGACGAAUGAUUUACCAGAAUCUGAAUUUCCUCCAUUUCCAAAGUCCCAAUUUAUUGAAAUUGAAAAAAUAUAUUUAUCUAAUUAUGGAAGUCAAGAAAAUUAUGUAAUUUUACGAAUGGGAAGAAGUAGUACAUAUGGAUGUUGUGAAAUAUGGAUUAAAAUGGAAAAUAAUUUAGUUGCUGAGAAUGCUCAUAAUAAAUUGUCAUCAAUUAUUGAAAGGCAAAAAGAAAAAAGAAAUUUUAUAUUUCAUGGGCAACCAAAUUCGGAAAUGGAGAAGAGUUAUCAAAUGUUAACGAAAAAUGAAAAUUAUGCUCCUGAUGAGGAAGCAGAACAUCGUGCACGAUUUAAUAGUUUUGAUGGUAAUGCUGAGAUGUAUUCAGCUUAUCAAAAAUUAGUAAAAAAUAAGAUGCGUGAAGAAGAACAAAAUAAAUGUGAUAUUUUACCAAAUUCUAUUCCUUCUGUUGUUGGAAAUGAUGAACCAAAGAGGAAUGAUGAAAAUAUGAAACAAGGAAAUAAAUCACCUGAUAAUGUUGAAAGAAAAUCAUCAGGAUUAAAAAUAUUUAAUCCUUUAUCUUUAAUAAAAGAUCGAACAUUUUCAAUGAAAGGAAAAAAUUAUAAUAAAGAUAAAUCAAUUGAUGAAAUACAAAAUGAUAAUGAAAAUAAAAAAAAAUAUCCUUCAAAUGAUGAUUAUCAAUUUCCACAACCAUUUAAUACAUGGCAAAUGCAAAUAUCACAAAUAUCAAAAAAUAAUAUAAAAUUAUUUGAAGAUACUGAAACAGAAGAUAGUGGUGGAACAUUAAAAUUUGUGGAACAGGAAGAAAUUUUAUCUAAUAAAAGUGGUGAAACAAUAAAUCCUGAUUCAAUAGAUUUUACCACAAAUAAUAGUGAUAUUUAUUGUAAAGAUGAUUAUAUUGAUAUGCAUACUACUAUCAAUAAUGAAAUGAUUGAAGAAGAGGAAGAAGAAGAGGAAAGAUUAGAGGAAUGUAUUUAUGAUGAAAAUUUAUCACCAGGUGAAUGUUAUAAUGGUAUUCAUACAGAUUCUUCAAUGUCAUGUCAAAGUUCAAUAUGUAGUGUUCUUGGAGUUGAUGAUGAAGAAAUUUUAUCACAUUCAUCAUCUAUUUCAAGUAAACGACAUGCAGAUUUUUUAAAUUCAACAAAUGAAGAUUUAAGAAAUUCUCUUGGAAGAUGUAUACAUUAUGAUGAUGAGGGAGAGUAUACACCAAUGGAUUCUAAUCCAUCAUACAAUUCACCAACACAUCUAUCAGUUCCUAAUUCAUAUGAUCAUCAUGAUGAUCAAAGAAAUUUGAAUUAUGAUUCAAGUGAUAGUUGUUACUCAUCUAUACAAGCAACUAAUAGUGGUCGAAGUCACGGUACCCGAACAGAUUCUUUUUCAACAAAUAUACAUUCAAGAACAAGUACUAUGUCAAGUUCAGCAAGUAGUUAUGCUACCAAACAUAUAUAUCAUUCAACAUUAAAUGGUAGAAAAAAUACAAUUCAUGGAACUAGUGGUUUUACAACAAAAAGUAAUCAAGUUAAUGCUAUUCUUGAAAGUGAUAUAUCUAUUAAAGAUAAUCAAGAUAUUGAAAUUAUUUCUGAUCCUAGAAAAAGAGCUUUUUCAUUAGGAUCUAAAAAUUUAUUAGCAUCAAAAUGGGGUAACAAAAUUAGUCAAAUUGGAAGGGAAAAUAUAUCAACAAUUACUUCACAAAAUUCACAAAAAAAUUUAUCUAAUGGUGGUUUUGAAUGUUUUUCAGGUAAAACAUUACUUCCUAUUAAAAAUUCUCAAAGUUCUGGUGAUGUACAAAGUAAUAUUAAAAUAAAUUCUUCAACAAAUUCUUUAAAAUCAAAUCGAUCUGGUAGUAUAAAUUCAACUACAAGUUCAGUUUCCUCAAAAACAACUGAAAUAAUGGAACAAAAAGAUAAUGAAUAUUUUAUGGAAAUGGAUUUUAGUGGUUUUCUAGCAAGUGGAUUUAUUGGUGGUUUAACUGAUAGUCACUCAUCAUUUAAUUCAAAUCCAUUGUCAUGUGUUAUGAGAGAUAGAAAAGCUUCAAAUGGUAGUAAAAGUUCAACAAAUACAAGUUUAGAUGGAAAAGUAAAGUCAAGAAAGACAAGUUCAGUUAAACCAACACCAUUUAAUGGUUCAUCAAAAUCUAUAAAUAAAACAAAAAAACAUGACUUUGAUAAUUUAACAGCUGCUAUGAGUGAAGUUAAAUGUUUCAUUGAUUCACCAAUACCAAUUAAUAGUAAUAAUACUAUUCCUAAAAAAUCAUCUUCAAAUGAAAAAAAAGAAAAAAAAAGUCAUGGUAAAGUAUCAACAACCUCUUUAUCAUCUUCAAUUACUGAGAAUAGAGAAAGAACAGGUAGUCAAUCUAAAAGUAAUAAUACUAAAAAACAAUCUUCUAAACGUUCUUCGUCACCUACUGUUUUUGAUAAUCCAAAUGAAUCAGCACUUCAAAAUAUUAUGAAAUCUCAAGGAGACUAUAUUUUAUGUGCUCCAGCUGCUAACUAA